Molecule: messenger RNA, 6032 nt
Organism: Ostrea edulis (European flat oyster)
Lineage: Eukaryota; Metazoa; Mollusca; Bivalvia; Ostreida; Ostreidae
Product: potassium voltage-gated channel protein Shaw-like
Exons: 5
Coding region: 3342-4775 (477 amino acids)
Biological process (GO): protein homooligomerization; potassium ion transmembrane transport
Cellular component (GO): voltage-gated potassium channel complex; membrane
Molecular function (GO): voltage-gated potassium channel activity; protein binding
Source: RefSeq, a predicted model, not a curated record
AUAAAGGCGCUGCCAUACUUGUUUCCUGAAUAUCAUUUUGAAAGGUAUUACGUGAUUGGUUGGCCUCUCCAAGUAAAGUUUACUGGGACGUGCUUUGAUUGGUUACUCCCAUUCAUGCAUACUUCAUGAGAAACGAUCAAUAAUAGCAUCAGACAACCGCGGGUUUGGGGAGCGUGUGUGGACUCAAACCCGUAGUUUACGACGAUGGGUUAUAUCCUGUGACUUUCACUUCUAUUGCAGGGCGGAUCUUAGAUUAUUAUUUUAUCUAUGUACACCUGAAUUACGUUGUGAUUUUCACGGAGACAACCAAACAACUUCUAUGAAGGCAAUUUUGACUAGAACUAUAUAGUUUUUACUAUCGUGGCAUCUUCUAAAAAUAAAGUUUGCGUAAUAAUAAGGCAAUUCCAGCUGAAUAAGAAUAGUCAAUAUCCGAGUAAGUUCGAAAAUGGCUGACAAUUUUCCUUUUAUCUAUACGCUUUUUGAAAAUUUUAUUGACGAUGGCUUUGAUGAAAACUUGGUUAUAGUGUACAGUUUACUGCGACACAAUCACCUGCUUCCCUUGUAAAGCGUUUGCUCAGUUACCCCUCAAAUAUUGAAGAAUGUGUCGAGUAUGUCGUCACUCUACGCGUCCAUUGCUUUUAUAUUUCAAUUUAGAAUAAGUAAAACUUAUACGGUGCCAAUUUUGAUGCACCAGAUGCGCAUUUCGACAAACAAUGCCUCUCCAGUUAUGCUCAAUCGAAUUUUUUGAAAUCGGAAAUAACAACAAACUUGUAAGAGCUAUUUUAGGUAAGAAAACAGAAUGACAAAAAGUGGAAUAAGUGCAAUAAGUAAAGAAAUGUUCUAAGAAAUUGUAUUAAUUGACGAUAGGCGAAUUCUGGCGUCAGAGCACGGAAGUGGUUUUGUAGAUGUUGGUCCACGAAAACAAGUGUUGAUAUAUCUAAGCUACCCUGCAACAACUCAUGAGGGAAAUUGGGCCUCUUUUCAACAUAGCGAUGUCAACUGUUCACGCUGUUAUAAAAAGAUUAAAUCGAGACAUGAAUAAAAAGCUGCCAAAAGAACCAAUAGUUACGUUACAACUUUAAAAAUGUGCCCAUCUACAUCUCAAAAGUUUAAAAGAAUAUUGGCGCAUUUACUAUGGGCUGCUGACACUGUCAAUAGAGCGAAUCCUUAAAAGAAACAAGAUACUGGGGAUCUAACUUUAGACCUUUUUUAAAAUGAAUACUUUCUUUUUAUAUCUCUUUUCUUGUCACGAAAAUUUGGUAAGAUCACUCCUUUUUCAAAGUUGUCCCUCCCAUGUUUUUGCAAACGAUGGUACGUCACUGUAAAUUACCAUAUAGGAUAAUGUGUAUCCGCUAUUUUCCAUUUAGAAGACAGUUUUGGUGAAUUGACUCGGUAAAUUCGCCAAUGUCGUUAGAUGUAACACUAAAAUUGUUUAAAAUUAAUUUGAUGAAGAUAGAUAGCUGACCAGAUUCUAAUGAGGAACAGCAUAUUGCUCAAGAUUUCCAGUUGAAAUGUGGACUGCCAGAUAUACGACUUUCAUCUUGCAUAAAAAAGGGGAGGGGCACAGAUUACAUAAACAGGAAGCGUUUUCCAUCUAUGCAGCUUCAGUUUCAGCUUAGUGUUUGAACUUACCGGCUAUUGGUAUUUUGCAAAACGAAACGGAAACGGUUGGAGGGGGUCCACUGUGAAAAGUAGAGGUUUGUAGAAUAAUAUACCGUCCUUGAAAUUCUAGUUUUUAAAUAUAAUUGUGUCCACUCAUGGGAAAUUUUCGUCAGAUUACUUCUGUAGUUAGUGUGUAAACGUUGUUUUGUUGGGUUUUUUUAUAUGCAUUGAUUAUUGAUAUAAAACAUACAUUUUCUGUCCUUGUUCCGCUCCGUUCCGUAAAAUUUCAAUAUCGGUGUGAAUAUUUUUAUUUAGCAGAAGGGAGCGAAGUGUAUCGAAAUUGAAAUGUUAUGCAACACAUUUACAAAUAGGCUGUUGUUAAUUAAUUACUCUCAUUCUUUUUAACCAUAUCUUCAGAUAUCAAAUUUUCUUUCUCUCUCUUUAGGGGUGUCAAAAUAACUGAUUUAAUGCACAUGUGUUAUUGAACUUGGUUGCAAAACGAUUUCGUCGCACUAUACCAAUUUUUUAAACAAUGUUUGUGGACAUGCUUGAUAUUUUUGUUCAAAUUUGUUUUAAUUUACCUACUGUUUUGAAGAAGCGUUUUCGUAGCGGUUGGAAUUUUUCUAAUCUUUCGUAAGUAUUUCUUUACUUGUUUUACGGUAUCUAUGUCAUUUGCUCACAAAUCUGGGGGAAAAAAUGCAUGUGUUGGUUAAAGUAUUGAAUACCUUUGUUUCUUUGAUACUGUUAUGUUCACGCUCUUUCGAAUUCAUGUCACAUUCUUUUUCCGUUUCAGUUUCAGCUUUCUUUUUCGUCGAUUUAUUAAUUAUCAUUAUGUACGUGGAGUUGUUAAUGCAAAAAUCGGGGUCAAUGUACAAUUUUCUGCACAGAUGAUAGUGGCAAAUAAAAACUUAGCAAAACAGGACUCGAAAUUUCCAAGGUUACUAACAAGUUUAAGUAUUUGCAAGUAUUAUCUGGUUCCGUUCUGUUUAACUAAAUAUUGUGCAUUUAGGCAAGAUGUCCUGUUUAUAAAUGAAUGUGUGUUUUUGAUACUUUUAGGGUCAUUCAAGAACCGGUAUAAACAGAAAAGAAAAUUCAAAUACGGAUACAAUUGAACAUGAUGUUAGUCAUUACAGAAACCUAACAGCCAACAAUGAUACCAAUUUUAGUUGCAUCUGCAUUGACAAGGCGUGGUGGAGGAGGACUGUGUGAGUCUAUAAGGUUACUCGUUUCUGGUCGAGGGUUGGUAACGAUUCCAGGAUCAAUUCAUUUAACGGAAAUCCUGGCGUGGUUCGACGAACCACGAACAUGAUCUCUAAAUCUGAAAAUUCGGAGAACUGAAUUGAAAGUAAUUGCUUUGAACAUGAUAUAGUGUAUUUCAGAGUGUGGCAUCAAAAGACUAAACAGAGCUAGCAGUUUAUAGAAGUUAAGGGGGAAAUCGCAUUGAAUGUCGCUUUCAACGUCUCACAAUUCUUCAAGAUAAAGAAACGUCACAUAUGUCUUCCACAUCAGAAAACGUCACACAUUUCUUCCACAUCAGAAAACGUCACACAUAUCUUCAAGAUAAGGUUACGUCACAUAUUUCAAGAUAGAAAGUGAUAUUGUAGUUAAAAGUGUUUGUCUAACUAAUGUAGAUGACACAGUUGAGGACUUUUAAAGAUAAUUCUAGAAUUGUCAACUCCGUCCGCAUAAAUUUCAGAGAUCUGUGGAUUGACGUAUUUUACACAGUUUAAGCAUCCACCAUGGAAAUCGUGCACCUGAACAUCGGUGGGUCAAUGUUCCAGACAACAUUUGAAACAUUAGCUAAAAUUCCAGACACCAAGUUAAGCGGUCUUAAGCGGGACCUUUCGAUCAAAGAUUCGCCGGCCUCGUUUUUCUUCGACAGAAACCCGGAUGUUUUCAAUAGCAUUUUGGAUCUGUAUCGGACGGGAGAGCUGCACUUUCCGUCGAACAUUUGCGGGGCAACUUUAAGGACCGAGCUAGAGUUCUGGCAAAUUGACAAGAAAUACCUAAGUGAAUGUUGUCUGGAAGCCUUCUAUAAACAUGAAAGUAACUUGAGCAUUUUAAUGGAAAUCAAAAACUUAGAGAAAAGCAAAGUCUUGGACGUUCCGAUUGAGGAAUGUCGGGAAGGAUGCUGGCGAAAUAACAUUUGGAGGACCUUGCAGUACCCCCAGUCAUCGAGAAAAGCAAGUGUUUUCAACACCCUGUAUAUGUUGAUAGUAGUCCUGUCAACAGCUGUUCUUUUCCUAAGCACAAUGGCAGACAUCCGCAAACCCACCGAUCGAAAUUCAGAGUUUUAUAACGACACCUUGACAACUCCCAAAACGAAUCUGUACUUCACAACGACGGUUCCUGAUUCCAUUAAAUACAUCGAUGCAUUUUGCGGAAUAUUUUUCACUAUUGAGUACCUCGCCCGCCUGUGGGUGACGCCAUUAAAAUGUCGACAUUUCUUAUGCACGCCGCCUAACGUCGUUGACGCGGUUUGUAUCAUCGCGUUUUGGAUCUUUUUCCCCUUGUUACAGAUGAGACCAGAAUCCAUGAACGGUACAGCGUUCUCUUACGUCAUCAUGAUCCUAUCGUCUGCUUCGCUACUGCGACUGUUUCGUUUCUACCGAUUUAUGAAUAGGUUCCAGAGUUUUGACGUCAUCAAUUUGGCCGCACGAGCUAGUAUGUAUCAGUUUGGGAUUCUCAUCGCUAUUUUCUUUCUUUCGAAUUUGUUUUUUGGCUACUUGAUAUAUUAUGUUGAAUUUCAAGACCAUAAUGCAUUCAGUAAUGCUUUCACUGGAUUAUGGUGGGCUUUUAUUACCAUGACAACUGUAGGAUAUGGUGACGUAGUACCCACGUAUUUUCUCGGGCGUAUUGUAGGAGUUUUGUGUGCCUUGACGGGAAUUAUCAUGCUAGCGAUACCGGUGGCCGUUGUGACGUCAAAUUUCACAGUCUACUAUAAUAAACUGAAAGACUAUUCAAAUCACGAAAAGGCAAAGAAAAAAGAAAACAAAAGCAAAUGUAGAUUAAAACCUGGAAGCGAAAGUAAGUCCGUGUCGCCGAUCCAUGUGCUAACACUGGAAACUAUAGAAUCUCAUAAAAAUCGUGUUGAAAUCGGGAAGUCUAAGAAGUUAAGUGUGAGUCAUCAAGAAAAGGUGGGGCAGGGGGCGGGGGGCGGCAAGAAGAUGUAAGGCGGAACGUUGACUAUAAACAAUUAUAAACUAAAGGCAGACCUUGAUGCAUGCAUGUCAGCUGACCAAGUUUGUACCCCCUCCCCACCAACAAAAAAACCGGAAGGCGGUGAAAUCACCAUAUUGGCGAAAUUGACCAUUGAUAAUUUUCAAAAAUGUUCAACCCCCUGUAUUUCUGCCAUUGGGAAGUGUCAUUAUUUUGUUUGAUUGUGCAUUUUGGUGUUUUACUCCUCAUUGAAUAAAAUGAAUCGCUAAAAUACAAGAAUGUAUAUGGAUGGAAGUCAAAGUUAAGGAAUGCUAUGCAUAUUUUAAACCACAAACAUCUCGCCCCACAAAUUUGACAAAAUCUCUUAUGUAGAAUCAGGUGGGGAGGGGAGGGGUGUAUCCCCCUUUUUGACAAUGUUCUUUAUUUAGUUAUCUUCACAUACAAGGUAAGAUGUAUUGUGUGAAUGCCCUCCUUCAUUACACAUACACUUAUUUGUAGUACAUGUAGUAAUAUUUAAGCUUACAUUAAUGAAUUGAGCCCAUGAACAUGUUUGAACCUGUAGACAGGAUUGGAGUACAUUAGUUAUACUGCUAUGACACAUGAUAUAUUGUCUCUUUGUGCAUUUGUACGGAGAAGAUCACGUGCAUUUGAUGCGUGCCGGUAUGUCGUUAUUUAUCAGUGUGUAUAUGUUAUACAUGUAGGUCUAUCAAAUCGAUAAACACUACAUUCAAAUUCCAUUGUCUUAGUUGUUUUAAAAGGUACGUUUUUUCUGAAUUUCAUUUCGAUGUACAGUAUAUUUUUGUAUGAAAAUCAAUCUUUUAUCAUCAUUCCACUUUGGAAAAUCGCAAUUACUCGGUCAUUUCCGCAAGCGUGAUUUGUAAUUUUAUAACAUCAAAGAACUGAGUAAUAUAGGUAAAUAUCUUAAAUGUGCCGCGAAACUACGUAAUGACACUGUUAUUAAUUAGUACAUAGAGCUUUUUUUCCCCGCGUAUACCAGAUACAGUACAUAUUAUGAAUCAGUGUAAUUGGUUAUGAAUACCUGUAAUAUAUAUAUAUACAGCGAAAGUACUGAGUAUACUGUGUUUAUAUAUAACUUAAAUUUAUGCAAUGAUAUUACUGUAUAACGUUAUGUAAGUUUAUGCACUCUCCAUAUACUGUUCCUGUAUGUAUUAUAUCUUUAUAUUUACUGUACAGCCUGUGUAUAUAUAUGUGUAUGUGUAUGUGAAUCCAAUGAGCCACAUGGCUCACGGAAAUAAAGAAACUGAAACUGA